AUAUUGAACUACAACGUACACUACCCAUUCCUUGUUCUCAUCGGUUGGGAUCAGCCCAUGAGUUUUAAUGUGAAAAUACUGAGCUCAGGCCGGGGAUUGAAACCAUGACCGCCAGAGUGGUAGUCAGACACUUUUACCACGUCACUAAGAGCUAGCCCAACAGUUAGGCAGUAUCUCAUCCUAGUCUCAUUUAUUAGACACGCAAAGAAUUUAGAGUUACUUUUUAUAUGGGCUAAAUUCUUUGGAACGUCUCAUCGUUGAAGGACCUUUUAUGUGUUGGAAACCAGAAAGUUUAAAUUUUUAUUAAUUUGCGUAAAAUUGGCAAAUAACAUUACCAACUCAUUCAGUUUUAAUUCAGAAGUCCAUUUUUACCUUAAAUAUCGUCGAUUCGAAGUUAGAAAGGCAUAAAUUCUUCAGUUCAACUUCUGCUUAAAUCGUAAACAAUUACUGACCUGUAGCCAUGUCAUGAAACUGAUGAAUAUGAACCAAUCAGAAGAAGGCAUUACAGAGUAACGUGUCAUCAUGGCCACCAGCACCCCAAACACAGAGUACGUCUGUACGCUGAGUGAAGCCAGGAUCAAGCAAGCUGAAGAAGAACUCAAUGAGAAACCACAAUGGCGCAGUAGGGACAUUCAAGCACUCAGGGAUAUGGUCCUCAAAAAACCAGAGCUAAAAAUCAGAACAGACGACGCCUUUCUGCUGCGAUUUUUACGUGCAAAAAAGUUUGAUUACGAUCGAGCAUUUAACCUACUUGUCAGACACUACGAGAUGAAAGCUGAUGAGAAAAACAAGUCACUGUUCUCGAACCUACGACCGGCAAGCGUUAAACAUGUCCUGGAAGCUGGUGUAACUGGUGUUUUGCCACACAGAGACAAAUUAGGGCGGCGAGUUAUUAUGUUCAGACCGGGGAGAUGGGACCCUUCGAAAUAUCCUAUUGAUGACAUCUUCAGAACAAACUUUUUAACCCUGACAACACUUUUGGAGGAGGAAGAGGAGAUCCAAAUUUGCGGCAUUAUUCUCUUAGCUGAUCUAAAACACAUGGGAUGGAAACAGACAAAGAAAAUAAAACCUUUUUAUGCCAAAAAGAUGUUCAAGGCGAUGGAGGACUGUUUCCCCAUGCGAUUCAAAGGGAUUCAUUACCUGAAUGAGCCUGCUGUGUUCGACUACAUAUUUGCAAUAAUGAAACCAUUCCUGAAGGAAAAGAUUCUUAGCAGAGUACAUUUCCAUGGCAACAAGUACCACGAGUUGAAAGAGUAUAUUGACGAGGAACACUUGCCAUCGGACUAUGGAGGCCAAGGGCCGCCUUUUUCCAAUGAGGAUUGGAUGAAAACCCUGAUGGACUCCGAUUCCCAUUUUGACUCUGAAGCAAAGUAUGGCUUGGUUAAAUCGACUGGAAAAUCAGAAACAUCGAAAGAGACAACGGUGGACUGUUUAGCUGGAUCGUAUAGGAAACUUGACAUAGAAUAGUCGCAACGUAUCUAAAUGAUUAUGAAGUGCAACUUACAGGGUUCUCGCUGUUUCCUUUUUUAUGAUCUUGAAAUUUGAAUGUUAAGCUCGGCUGUUUUCGGAGAAAACCCGAGGUAUUGUCAUAGCCAGCUUGUCCCCUGUCCGCUGUUCUAAAACCUUAACAUUGGCUCUAAAAUCAAAGUGCUUCCACUUACAACUUAGAAACUUCAUAUGUAACUGCGCCUUGAUGAUUUCUACAUGCCCCUAUUUUUGGGUCACAAGGUCAACGGUCAAGGCCACUGUGACCUCUAAAAAAAAAUAUUCUGACAAGCUUUCAUUUAUUCAAAACUGCAACCGCAGCUGAGCGUUGGCACCAGCUAUGCCAUGCUCUUGUUUUUGUUUACAAGCAGUCGGGCCGUUCAUUAGUGCCUCAUGCAUACAUGCUGUAUGUUUCUGUAUGUUUCUGUAUGUUUCUGUAUGUUUCUGUAUGUUUCUGUAUGUUUUUGACGAGAAUCAUUUCAAAUAGAUCAACAUGUAUUCACUUAUUGUUAAAGCGGGUCUUUAAACCACUAGGUAAUAUUAUGUCGAGAAUACAGGUUGGUUUCUUUGUUAAUGAAUUAUAUUUAUUCCUUAGAGUGGAGCUAUUUUCAUGUCCAUUAACACAACCGGUAUGAGCUUGGAAUUUAUGUAAACAGAAGGCCUUGUAGUCAAAGAAAAAAUCAAACCGGCCGCAGGGUAAAAUGUAGCUGGUGUGAAUGAGAUGUUAUUCGGCUUAUUCUGUAUAUUUUAAAUACAUGUAUAUGUUCAGUGUUUGAUGAUUUGUAUACAACAAAAUGGUGGCAUAUAGUAGCCCGCCCGUCAGUCUGUCAGCUUCUUGUGCGGAGCAUAGUUCAGGAAUUUUUUAAUUGGUUGAAAACUGCUUCAUAUAAUUAUUGAAUUGGUUAAAAUACUGACAGAAGGCCUUAAGGGACAGCGCAGAGUACAAGAACCAUAUCUGUCUUUAGAAUUUACAGAGUUAUAGGACUUAAGUUAAUUUUCGUGUUCAGAACAUAAUAGUUAAAGUUUUUCAAACAUAGCAGGGUCAAUGAAUAGAGGACAUGGAGAGAAAGUUUCAAAACCCGUUAUUCUUUCUACAGUAGGUUUUGGAGUUAUUUGUCUUUUCUUCAUUUUUUGGCAUCACACAAAAAAUAUUUAAGGGACACAAAUUAUCAUAUAAUAAUACAAUAUUUUCAGAGAAACUUUGUAUUACAAGAAAACAUUACUCUUUGAAAUUGAGUUAUUGCCCUUCAUUGAUUUUCUGUUAUAAAUGCACCUUGGGUGUUUUCUACCCUUGGGUCAAAACAAUCCUUCCGGGGCAAUAGUCCUUUUCAGUGACAUCACUUGUUUAACCCUUUGCAUCCUGGGAAAUUUGUCGUCUGCUAAAAUGUCAUCUGCUAAAUUUCUUAAAUUAGCUUCGAUUUUUUUUAAAGAAUACUAUCAGAAUAGCAAACAGUUUGGAUCCUGAUGAGAUGCCACGUUCUGGGCCUUCAAAAUUCGGUUCCAUCACUGAAAGGGUUAAGUGUAUAUGAAGCAAGGUUAGCUAAAAAGCUCCAACAAAUAGGAAACAACCAUAUCUAUUUCAGAAAUUAGCUUUUAUAGCAGUCUUUUUUGUUCAUACCAUUGUUAUUGAAUCAUUAAACACUACAGCUUAUCUUUAUAUUUAUGAAAGCAAUGCAUGGUUUUGAUUAUAUUUUAUCAAUUUAACAGAAAUCUCAACUUUUGCAAUUUUAUGUACAUCUAACCGUUUUAUAACAUGUGAUGAUAUUUUAUAUGUAACUUUAUAUUUAAGGUCUGUGAUUAUAAUUGUUUAUGUAAUGUUCUGUUUUGUCCAUCAUCUUGUGGUUUGCAUUUUAUUGGGGAUUCAGGGAUUAAACAGUAACACAGGUAUUCCCAAACUUAAAAGGAGCGUGGGAGCAGUGGUCUAAUGGAGGAUGCUGGCUUAGGAAUCGAGAGGUCCCGGGUUCGAAUCCUGCCCUGACCGCUGGAAUUUCCUUGAGCAAGAAAUUUAUCCCACAACUGCUCCUCUCCACCCAGGUGGUAUAAAUGGGUACCUGUGAGGGAAAUAAGCCAAUGUGCCGUGGCUGCAUACUGCGCCAAGAUGUUAACGGACGACUUAUGACCCAGUGAUCAGGGAAAAACUGUAAAGCGCCUUUGAACGCACAUCUCGAGUAUGAAAAGGGCGCUAAAUAAAUUUGGUAUAAAAAAAAGGAACUCAUUUUCGCUUCAUUUUGUUUAGUGCUUAGCGUUUUUUGCUAUAUUUAUAUUUGUUUUCUGUUUUAUUGAUAUUGUAUGAUUUUCAUUUUCUCUAUACUUGAUGAAACAGUUGUUGAACAUAUUAAACUUUAGUAAUAAGGCACCAAUAUAUUUUAUGAAAUAAUUUAUCGACGACAUUCAAAUAAAAAUGCUUAUUUGUUUCUCAAUUGAAGAGGUGUAUUUAUACAAGCCAUGAAGAGGCAUGAAUACGUGCGUACCAUACAAAUAAAUUCCGCAUAGUGUUGGUGUAAUAAAUUCAAAUUGGUUUUGUCUUGUUUAAUGAUAUUUAAGCGACAAUAUUCAUGGUCGCAGUUUCAGGUACAUGAUUAAUAUGAUUUUAGCAUACUAUGUGAAUUAUUUCCCUUACUCAUGCAGGAAUAUAUUGUAUAUAUAACGCUUCUGUGGUGUUGGAUAUCAUUGAAAUUCAUGUGUACAACAAAUCAUAUUUGAAAUAUAUAUUUAGCUGGAAGUGUCAUAAACUAUGUUCUUAAAGAUGGUCCAGCAAUUUUUAACUCCACGAUAUUCCAUGUAACUAAUGUUUGAUAUUGUAAAUUCUCUUUGCAGUUCAAUACCUUAAUGCAUAACUUUAUGCCACUCAUGUAAAACUAUAUACAAUUCUACAAUACUGAUAAUGGACUUUGGUAAAUGAGAAACCAUCAUUAGAAUAUUAAUAAAAUUAUAAAGCGUUAAAAAAAAGAAACAAAUUAAUGACUUUGUGGUGUUUUUGUUGUGUUUGUUAUGUUUUGUCAAACAACGUGGAUUGCUUAUAUAAAGUUUCAAUUGUAGUAUGUUUUUUAUCAGCACUGAUUGCCGAUUGGUGUUAGCAAUAGCAUUUAAUCCUAUGGUCAGUGAUUCGAGCUCAGGCAGGGGGAAAAGUUUUUAUCUUUUUUGUUUCUUUCUUGAAUUUUUUUCUUAUUUUGAAAUGGAGCUUUUUUGUUCCGUUUUUGCAUGCAUCAAUUAGAACAAUGUAAUAAAGAACUUCAAAUAACAAAUGCGGGAAUCUGUGAACAAGUCCCAUUAAAAUAAUAUAGAAAUUAAUUAGUUCCGAUAUUCAAGUAUGCUACAAGGACCUUUAUUUUCCCUGUGAUUUUUUUUCUACCAUAUAUUAUGCAUGUACUAUUUUGUUUUGUGAUCAUGUAAUAUACAUUUAUUGUUAUUUCAUAUCAUUAAGAUCUGCUGAUCAUAUACAAAAUCGGUAUUCUUUAUUAUUUCUACACAUAUUAUAUUUUAAAUUAAUAUGAAGGGUAAGAAAUUAACAACAUUUCUAUGGCAUUUUACCAAUAUUUUUAUGCAACUAUAAUAAAAAAGAAUGUCCGUUGCUGACUGAUUUUCCUGUUGAAAUGUAUUGGCACAACAACAUUUGUUUGCUUUGUAAAUUAAUAGAGACAUUCCUGUUGUCGUGUUUGGAGUGAACAGUUUGAGCAUUUAUGAUCUCAUUUGUUCGACUGGAGUUGUGAUUAAUUGACUCUGACAAGUGACAGAUAUCUUGAUGACGUAUCGUAAUCAUUAUCUUACGUAACUGCAAAAGUGUUCUACUAACUUCUUUGUAUUGGUCGUUUAUGAUUUUUAUGUCCCCCAGUCUAUACUUUUGCAAUAUUUAAGAUAGCAACUUUAUAUUUGGCAUGCAUGUGUAUCUCAUUGAGCUGCAAAAUUUGAGUGGUGGAAGGACAAGGUCAUCCUUCAAGGUCAAAGGUCAAAUAUAUGGGAGGGGGACAUAGUGUUUCACAAAUACAUCUUGUUAUAAUUUCGUUUGCAUUCCAUUCUUAAGCUUCUAUAUCGAUAAUAACAUUCAAUCAUAUCAUUUUUUAAAUGCUGAGGAUAUGGGGAUGAGAAAAUGAAAGCAUGAAAGCCGCAUUUAUAUAUAUCUAUAUAAAUGAACGCCGCAUAUAUAUAAAAAAAACUUGAAAGCCAUGUACAUUUGAGUAUCUGUAUAUCAGCUUAACCCUUUGCAUGCUGGGAAAUUUGUCAUCUGCUAAAAUGUCGUCUGCAGAAUUUCUAAAAUUAGCAUUUUCUUUGAUUUUUUUCCCAAGAAUACUAUCAGAAUAGCAAACAGUUUGGAUCCUGAUGAGACGCCACGUUUUGUGGCGUCUCAUCAGGAUCCAAACUGUUUGCAAAGGCCUUCAAAAUCCAGUUCCAGCGCUCAAAGGGUUAAUAUCUGUUGAUUUUAAGAAUGCGUUAUGAAAGUGAUUAUUUUUCACUUCAACGCGGUCAAUUUAUUUAUGUUUACUAUUUUAUGCACUUUUUAGAUGAACACAAAUAUAAUUGAAUUUUUGGAGUUGUGAGAAACACAAUUAUUGUGUAUAUUAUAAAUUGUUAUAGUUACAAAUAAUUUUUAUAGUCACAAACAAGAUUUUUUGUAUCGGUCGGUGAUUCAUGAUUAAUGGAUUGUAAUAUGUUGUUCAUAUAUUGAAUUCGUUGUUGAUUGUUGUCUUACAUGUGUUAUCCUGUUUUUAUAGGAUUUGGAUUUAUUGUUUAGUAAUCACUAUAAUAACUAGAAAAAUGGCGCCGCAGAGGCCGACGCAUACCUUACGCCGAAUAGAUGUUAUAUUAAAAGGCAAUUUUGGAUUGGUAAGGCCUAUGUUGGUGGCGCCCCGGGGUGGGUAAUGUGAAAAUGGAUGGUCGAGAUAGACUGUGUUGUCAUAAGAGAUGUUCAGUACUAAUUUGGUGAAUAAAUGAAGAAGUUAUGUUAAACCAAAAAAAAAAAUUGGGUACAAAAAAAAAUUGGGUACGAAAACAUAAUGCCAUACAAAAUUUGGGUACGAAACAAAAAUUGGGUAUGAAAAAAAAAUGGGAACGAAACAAAAAUUUGGGUACAAAAAAAAAAUUGGGUACGAAAAAAAAUGUGGGCGUGAAACAAAUUUUGGGUAUGAAAAAAAAAUGGGGAAAAAUAAUUGGGUCCAAACAAUUUUGGGUCCAAAAAAAAAAUUGGGUAUGAAAAAAAUUAGUACGAAAAAAAUGGGAAUCGAAAAAAAAUGGGUACGAAAAAAAUUAGGAAGUAGUAAAUUUGAAAGAGGAUGGGGACCGAGCUGCCUUUACCUUUAUCAAUGGCCCUGGGGUGGGUAAUGUGGACAUGGGUGGUCGAGAUAGACCGUGUUUUCAUAAGAGAUGUCCAGUAUUAAUUUGAAGUCAAUUGGUGAAUAAAUGAAGAAGUUAUGCUUAAACAAAAUUUUGGGUGGGCGUGGUCGGGCACUAUCUCUUACACUAUUAGAACUAGAACCUUGAAACUUGCACACAUGGUAGCAAUAAGCAUAUGUGCGACGGUGCACUAUUUGGAAUUUUAAUAUGAUCCCUGGGUCUAAAGCUAUAAUCAUGUGGGUCGCAUGUUGUUAGUAAAAUUAGUUUUUUACCAAUUUCACCCAUUUAUUUACCCAUAACUUAUGGCCCAGGGGUCAUAUCAAAAUUCCGUCGCCGUCACCAUCGCACAUAUGCUCAUAGCUACCAUGACUUUUUUUUAGUGUAAGUUUCAAGGUUCUAGUGCUAAUAGUGUAGGAGGAGAUUAUAAGUGGCCAGGACAGACGGACAGAAAGCCGAGAUCAAUACAAUAUCCCAUGCUUUUAAAAGCGUGGGGAUAAAAAGCCUAUCGGACGGUCACACUUUUUUCUCUCCUUAUACUCUGGAGUAUCAUUAAUUCUUUAUUUUUACAAAAUCACCAUUGAAAUGAAAACGAUAAAAAAUAAUUGCAGUAAAUCAAUCAAGUUGCAGAUAUAAGUUAUAUAUAUAUAUAUAUCAUGUAUUAUUGUUGUGUUAACAUUUGCAGGAAUUCAAAUGUAUUAGUUGGUCUCAAUUGCACACAAAGUAUAAUUUACAGAGGGAGAAUUGAAUAACCGUAUUGUUAAUUAUCCCCCACCAUAGGCGGAGGGAUAUUGUUUUGGCGUUGUCCGUCCGUCUGGAGCCAUAUUUUGAAAGUGCUUUGGUGGAUUUCAUUGAAACUUUGUGUGAGUAUAAAUAUGGAUAAGAGGAUGAUGCACGCCAAAUGGCAUUGCACAAAUCUGUUUACGUAGUUAUGGUCAUUUGUAUCUUGAAAAAAUGCUUUUUAAUAUAAGCUUACAGCUUUAUCUCCAUUAACACAUGAGCCAGAGCCAUGAAACUUGCCAAAGUUGUUCUCAAUCAUUUGGGGGUGCUUCACAUUCAACACCCAUAAUCUUAGGGGCUACGGUCAAGGUCACACAUUGAGGUCAAAGAUCACAAAUUUGAUGAAUUAUUCAUUAUUAAGUCAUUCCUUUACUAUGCAAUGAAACUUUCUAUAGUUGUUCUGAAUCAUCCGGGGUUGUGUACAUUCAACAUAGGGGCUAAGGUCAAGGUCACACAUUGAGAUCAAAGGUCUACACACAUCCAUAAACAAAAUUUAUUUGGCGGGGGAUAUCCAUUCAACGAAUUUGCUUGUUAAAAGAGUAACACAACCAUGUAAAACCAUGGUCUCGUGCAAAUUCCCAAUUUUUCUCGCAUUCAAUUAAACAAUGUAAUAAGCAUUGAUUUGUCAUUAAGCAUGUUUGCGAGUGUGUGCAAUUGUUUAUGUGAUGAUAUAAGCUUAAUUGUAUUUUAAAUUAAAUCGGCAUUUGCCUUCGAA
Messenger RNA from Dreissena polymorpha, 8305 nucleotides. Its product is annotated as alpha-tocopherol transfer protein-like. The coding region runs from base 523 to 1467 and encodes 314 amino acids. Gene Ontology annotation, cellular component: membrane. The transcript has 8 exons. The record is from RefSeq and is a predicted model, not a curated record. Lineage: Eukaryota; Metazoa; Mollusca; Bivalvia; Myida; Dreissenidae. Gene Ontology annotation, molecular function: phosphatidylinositol bisphosphate binding.